CGUUAAGAAAGAAGAAGCUGAGUGUCCGGCAGAGUCACACAUCACUUGCGCGCUUUAUGCUGAACAAUACUCUUUAACGACAUGGAUUUAACCGAACAGAUCAGCCAGUUGGAGGCAGACUUGCAGGAGCUGGGCUCCAUCCUGGAGAAGGCAGAGAGGAAAAGAGUGCAGGAAGUGUUAAAACAAGAGCAGAAGAAGGUGGAAAAGGAGCUUGCAACCAAAAGACAACAGAAAGAGCUCCAGGCCAAGAGAGAGGCGGAUCCAUCUGCAGCCUCUAAAGCAGCAUACACAGUCAAAAUUACCAGCUACGCGUGGGACCAGUCUGAGAAAUUUGUCAAAAUUUACCUCGCCCUGAAAAACGUGCACAAAAUCCCAGCAGAAAAUGUGGAAGUCAACUUUACGGAAAAGUCGUUUUCUGUGCUCAUUAAGGACCUGGAUGGAAAAAACCAUCAGAUGACGGUUCUCAACCUCUUGUAUCCGAUCGAUGAGAAGGAGAGCUACAGAAAGAUAAAAACUGACAUGGUCUUGAUCAUGUGCAAGAAGCAGACGUCAAAGAAGUGGGAGUGCCUUACAGCGGUGGAGAAGCAGGCUAAAGAGAAAGAAAAACCCACCAUGGAUGACAACGCAGACCCCAGCGAUGGCCUGAUGAACAUGCUGAAGAAGAUCUACGCCGAGGGAGACGACGAGAUGAAGAGAACCAUCAACAAAGCCUGGUCCGAGUCCCAGGACAAGAAACUGAAAGGAGAUAACAUGAUGGACUUCUGAUCCCUGCAGCAGGACCAAAUAGGAUCCGAGUCCAUUGAGACAUUAAAUAUUCCAACUGACAUAUGAAAUAAAGAAAACUAUAUGCAGGAACAUUUCCAGCUCUGAAUGAGCAUCUGAAAUUUUAUUCUUUGGCCAUAAUGCGUCGAGAUGAGAGGAAAACGCUUGUAGAGAUAUGAGGGCUUCUGCCAGCAGGUGGCAGCCUCGACACAUAUUUCUCUCAAUGCUGAUGUUGGAUUCCAACUCUGAGGAAAGAGGUCUGUUUUCCUGAACAUAUUCAGCUUGAUGUGUGAAUUCCAUUCGUUUAUGUCUUACUUUUCAGCUACGUCAUGUUGAAAGGGUUAAAGAGUCAACAUGCACUUGUCUCUGCAGCUCGUCAUUCAUUUGUUUCAGGCAGACUUCAUGGUUUCGGUCGGACUUCAAUGUAGUUGGUGAAUAUAAUGUUCUUGUCUUCAGUGCAGCUAAACUGAGCUGUUAAAAGUUUUCAGAUGUAAGUUUUCCAAGUCUGGCUCACAUUCCUGCAGCAGCCUUUCAUUUUGAAUCAUUCCAUAAGUACAAUAAAUAAUCGCAGCGAUGCCAGUAGAACUAAUGUUACUGCAUGCGUCUGUGUUAAGGACUUUGCUCAAGUGUAAUGUCCUGAUACUCUUCGUUGUAAUUCCUCAUCUGUCAUUUCUGUGCACGUGAAGGAUCUUCCGCUAUACUCUCUGUACGGCAGCGUUAUUCUCUUUGUUCGUCCAACAUUUUUUGCAAACGAAUGUCAGUGUCGACCUGCUGUUGUCACCCUGAUCAUGCCGAUGCUCGCCAUCAGGUUGUUCAUGCACUUCCAAUAAAUGUGUUGAAUUUA
Molecule: messenger RNA, 1606 nt
Organism: Salarias fasciatus (jewelled blenny)
Lineage: Eukaryota; Metazoa; Chordata; Actinopteri; Blenniiformes; Blenniidae
Gene: cacybp
Product: calcyclin binding protein
Exons: 6
Coding region: 82-765 (227 amino acids)
Biological process (GO): heart development
Cellular component (GO): nucleus
Molecular function (GO): S100 protein binding; tubulin binding; ubiquitin protein ligase binding
Source: RefSeq, a predicted model, not a curated record